UUUGCGGAAGCGAAUAGUUCAAAACAGUGGGCGACUCCUGUUUUACUCUCAUUCUUGUUUAAACUUCACUGGAGUAUUCAGCUUAUCAUUUAUUUUCAAUCAUAGAUUAAGAUCUAUAAACUUACUCGGUUAUAAUCUACACUUUCUGGACUUGUUUGAAAUUUGUAGCAGACAAAAUUCUCCCAUUCUUUCAACCAUGAGAAAACACCUGUUAGCUCUGGAUGGUAAUGAACAAGCUAAUUAUGCUUUUAAUUGGUACCUGCAGAACUUCUACAGGCCAGAUGACCAGGUGGUGAUCUUCCACUGCUCCCAGUUCCAGCUUGGGGUGGCCCUGCCUGGUGCGGCCGUCAACGUGGACAGUGUCAGCAAACAGGUGCAGGAGGCCGUCAAGAAAGCUGACCAGAUCACCUGCAGUGCUAACGAGGUGCUCAAAUCUAAAGGCAUCAAAGGCUACAUUGUGAUCAAGUCCGGCAUGAAGCCAGACGAGGCCAUUCUGCAGGCAGCGGACGAGGAGAAAGUGGACCAGAUCUUUAUGGGGACCCGCGACAUGGGUACCAUCCAGCGGGUCUUUGUGGGCAGUGUGAGCACCUCUGUGGUCCGUAAUGCCAAGGUCCCUGUCACCAUUGUCAAGAUGCCUCACUGAUAAAUUAUGUUUUGUUUCACCACGUCUUAGACAGAUUUUUGCAUUUCUGUUUUAUUUUCAACAUUUUUUUUUUCUAAUGGCAUUUAAAAGUAUGAACAUAUAAUUAAGAUAUUUUUUUUAUACUUGUAUUGAAGAACCACAACUCUUCAUGAUUUUUUAAUUUUUUAAAUUAUGAUGUAUUAUAUUUGUUUGAUUUGUACAAGCCUUUCUAUAAAGUCAUGGGCAUCUGAAUGUUGAAUUGUGGAGAUGUGGAGGUGUGACUGUGUUAAGUAAUUAUGACCUAGUCAUGUCCAUUGUUAACUUGACCCUUAGGAAUCUCAAGACAGUGCAGUAACUGUCUAGACAGUGCAGUAAAUGUAAAGAAAGUGCAGUAACUCAAAUUUGAAGAAAGGUCUUUGAAAAAUAAUAAUUUUAAAACUACUAAAAUAAUUUUUAAAAAAAAAUUUUUUUAAUGUUAUUUGAAUAAUUUUCUUCUUCAUGUGCAUGUUGAAGAUUAUUUUUUUUUUACUUCUUUUCUUUGACAUAUACUUGAAGGUUGGUUGUUUUAAUUACUAAAUUUAAAAUUUGUAAAAUACCAUGCAUUAAAAUGAGGGGUGUCACUUUUGUGUAGACAAUAACUACACUACAUUUUUUUUUUAUUAAAACACUAAGAUUUUAUACUUUACAUUUCAUAUUCUUAAAAUAAUUUAAACUGAGAACCCACUUAUGUAUUGGUACUAAAAUGUACCAGUUUUUUUUUUCUUUUAUGAAGUAGAUAUAGGUGGUACAACAUAUUUGUUAUAUGAAUUAGUUCCUAUAUAUCUUUAUGAAAUAAAUGUCAUGAGUAGAUGGAAGAAAUAUCAGUGCUGUUUUGUGCAUGGUGAGUUUAGAGACUGCAUACAUUUCAUGUUAAUUUUUAAUUACACACAACACUUCAACCAUUUCUGUGUGUAAAUCGUUGACUUGAAAAUGUUGAGAUUUUUUUUGUUUUCUAAAAAGUGUGAUCAGUUUCUGAUGGGGAACAAUUCAUGGGCUGCUGCGGACAGACUGAAGUGUACAUUAGGGCACCACUUGACCACUUACCUGACCAGUACCUGAUUUUUCACAUGCUCGCUGCGAGUUGUUUACUGUUGUUGAUGUGUGAUGAUGACUGGUUUCACAUGUUUGAUUAGUUAGAUUAGAUGAUCUUCUGUUCUUAAUUUUUAAAUAUUUGA
This is a messenger RNA of Physella acuta, 1836 nucleotides long. RefSeq names its product putative universal stress protein SERP1273. NCBI's taxonomy places the organism in Eukaryota, Metazoa, Mollusca, Gastropoda, Physidae. The record is from RefSeq and is a predicted model, not a curated record.